Opisthocomus hoazin is the source of this 2279-nucleotide messenger RNA. The record is from RefSeq and is a predicted model, not a curated record. NCBI's taxonomy places the organism in Eukaryota, Metazoa, Chordata, Aves, Opisthocomiformes, Opisthocomidae.
AUGUCUUUUAUUUCAGUUGUGUUGAUUGGAGACUCUGGAGUUGGGAAGAGUAAUCUUCUGUCACGUUUCACACGCAAUGAGUUCAACCUGGAGAGUAAGAGCACCAUUGGGGUGGAAUUUGCCACCAGGAGCAUCCAGGUGGACGGGAAGACGAUAAAAGCACAGAUCUGGGAUACUGCAGGACAGGAACGAUACCGUGCCAUUACCUCAGCAUAUUACCGCGGUGCCGUCGGGGCUCUGCUUGUCUACGACAUUGCCAAACAUCUCACCUAUGAGAACGUGGAGCGUUGGCUAAAGGAGCUCAGAGACCACGCAGACAACAACAUCGUCAUCAUGCUGGUGGGUAACAAGAGCGACCUCCGCCACCUGAGAGCUGUGCCCACUGACGAGGCCCGGGCUUUUGCAGAAAAAAAUAACUUAUCUUUUAUUGAAACUUCUGCUCUGGAUUCAACAAACGUAGAAGAAGCCUUCAAGAACAUCCUCACAGAAAUCUACCGCAUUGUUUCGCAGAAGCAGAUUGCAGAUCGAUCUGCACACGAUGAGUCUCCUGGCAACAACGUAGUCGACAUCAGUGUCCCACCAACCACCGAUGGACAGAAAUCCAACAAACUCCAGUGCUGUCAGAACCUGUGACCUCCUAUAGAUGACUCCUGUGCCCUUCACUUCGUCUGUGCUUCAUUUAGAAAGUUGUGUGCACUUCUUACCUCCUGUGAUUCAGUGACUCCCUCUUCCCUCCUUUACCCCAUUCCCAAGUCCCCCCUUUCAUCCUAGAGCUUUAAUUGUAGGGCAAACAUUCCCCUGCCUCUGGGGUCCCCUGCAGUGUGGUGACUUUUGGGUUUGAAAUGUAGGCGCUGAUCUGAUAGACGUGUUUGUGUUGGAACAUCUGCUGCUGGAUAUUAUCCCAUGAAACACUCUCCUCAAAUGGUUUGGGGUUUUUUUUUUCUGGGAGAGAAACCAUGGGGCCUUGACUAUAACAGUCGAUGAAAUAACUACAUUUAGGUGACAAGGUUUUUCCUCCCAUAGUCAGAUAUUUUUUUCUUGUGUUUCUGUAAACAUGGGGGAGAAAUUAAAAGAAAAUAGCUAUCCUACCAAAUGCUCUGUUUUCUAUCCUGAUAAAGUCUCACAGUGAGGUUUUUAGUGGCUGCACACACACAAGAAAGCUGUUGAAAAUAACAUUACUUAUUAUGUAAUUACCCCUAAUACCUUUAGUCUGGCUGUGUAGUUUACCAUUUCCUGCUUGGGAAAUCUUUCUCUAUUCUUGUUUUAUUUGGGAACAAUGAAAUAUGUCUGCAUUGCUUUCUCUGCCACCAUGAAUGCCUGUGCUGCUUGUGCAGGCUUUAUGAAGUGGCUUAAUAUUUAUUCAUGGCUUAUGUUAAUCAGUUAACAUUAUUGUACAGUAAGUGCCAGCAUAUUGAUUUCAGAAACCUUUUGCAACCUGUACAAGUAGGCUUAUUUUGUACUGUAGAUCAGUGUCUGAAAGCAAGAUCUUCUGUAGUUCCAGGAUACUUUUGCAUGCUGCUUUUUCUGUAGAUCUCUCCUAUCCCUGUUUGAGUGAGUGAAGCAAUAUUUUCAUGUCAUGUAUAUACCUGCACUUGUAAGGGUUUUGGUUGUUGUAGAGAAACACAAUACUUUAUACAUUUUGUAAAACUUCGGCAGAACCAUAGCAUCUUGAACUUUCUCUUCAUUAUCUUUCACUAAUGACCUUGUGCAUAAUCUUCUUGACCUCUACUAAAAUGGUUAAUAUUAAGAUUUCACAUAAUAACUACUACCCUGUUGUUUUUCUCUGACUCUGUUUUACUGAACUGCAGACUGUAAUUCUCAGAUGAUUGUACUUCACCUGAUGUAACAGAUUUGUCAUCAGCGGGACUAGCUACUAUACUACUUUGUUUUGCUGAAUGGGAAGAACGUUAUCACAGCUUCGUGUAGUCAGACUCUUGCUAGCUUGUGGGAUGGCUUUUCUUCGUUCACUAGCUCUUGUACACUUGCAUCCCCUCUGGUAUGUGCUGAAUGUUAUGGUGAGGCAAAUACUGGGUGAAACUAAAGGAAGAGGGAGACCGUCUGCUGCUCUCUGAAGGCUAGUGAAGCCAUUUGCAGUGAAUUUUUGCUCUGUAUUCUGAGACUGUACCUCACUUGAUGAAUCCUACCUGCAUAUUAGUGAGUUGAUUUUUCUUUUCUGAUGCAAAGCAAAUAUGAUACUGUGAAUUGUGCUUGAAGGGGAAAUCUGACAUUCCAGUCUCAACUGUUCUGUCUGGCUACGUAAUAAAAUUAAGGGCAGUUAA